Molecule: messenger RNA, 975 nt
Organism: Betta splendens (Siamese fighting fish)
Lineage: Eukaryota; Metazoa; Chordata; Actinopteri; Anabantiformes; Osphronemidae
Source: the annotation of a RefSeq genome assembly
AUUAUCCAUAUACUUUUAACCCACAUUAUUAACCCGUUAAAAUAUAUAGCCCCCGUUUUUUUACCCGUUGCCUUUUUUACCCUAAUUGAACAAAAAAUGCGGGGGUAUAUACAAUUUCAAAAAGGCCCCAACAUCGUAGGACCCUAUGGAUUAUUACACCCAAUUGCUGACGGAAUCAAACUUUUUUUUAAAAAACCAGUAUACCCUUCUACCUCCCCCCCCCCUCUUUUUCUAUUUCCCCCAAUACUACCCUUUAUAUUAUCACUAACAUUAUGAGCUCCCCUACCCAUACCAUUUCCGGGGAUUGAAAUUAAUCUCACCAUUCUAUUUAUUCCCCCUUUUUCAAGCUUAGCAGUAUAUUCAAUUUUAGGGUCAGGAUGAGCAUCCAACUCAAAAUAUGCCCUAAUUGGGGCCCUACGUGCCGUCCCCCAAACAAUCUCUUAUGAAGAAAGCUUAGGUCUUAUCUUAUUAAACAUCAUUAUUAUUUCCGGGGGUUUUACACUACAAACUUUUAAUAUCCCACAAAAAAGUAUCUGACUAAUCUUCCCCGCCGGACCUUUACCUGCAAUAUGAUAUGUCUCUACACUAGCAGAAACAAAUCGAACUCCAUUCGACCUAACUGAGGGAGAAUCCGAACUAGUUUCCGGAUUUAACGUAGAAUAUGCAGGUGGACCUUUUGCUUUAUUUUUCCUAGCAGAAUACGCCAAUAUUCUAUUAAUAAAUACACUUUCUACCAUUUUAUUCCUAGGAGCCUCAUACACACCCAACACACCAGAGUUUACCACAACAAAUAUUAUAACAAAAUCAGCCUUUCUCUCAAUACUAUUCUUAUGAAUCCGUGCUUCCUAUCCACGCUUACGAUACGAUCAACUUAUACACCUAGUAUGAAAAAAUUUUCUCCCCUUAACCCUAGCCCUAGUGAUUUGACACUUAGCCCUCCCAAUUGCUUUUGCAGGACUUCCACCACAAUUUUAA